Molecule: messenger RNA, 2904 nt
Organism: Drosophila takahashii
Lineage: Eukaryota; Metazoa; Arthropoda; Insecta; Diptera; Drosophilidae
Gene: AstC-R1
Product: Allatostatin C receptor 1
Biological process (GO): G protein-coupled receptor signaling pathway
Cellular component (GO): plasma membrane; neuron projection
Molecular function (GO): peptide binding; somatostatin receptor activity
Source: RefSeq, a predicted model, not a curated record
CCUGAAAGCCGAGCACCGAGCGCAAGUAUAGGAACGAGCGGCUCUGCAGUCGGAAAACUCGCAUCGGAAAACUCGCAUGCACCACAACAAAAUUCGCCGGCUAAUGCGGCGCGCAGUAUGCAAAACAAUGCCGGAACGUGCAGUUCAGCCACUGAAUCUGUAAUAUAAAUAAGAAUAAAAACUAAACCCAAAACUACGAGCCAACCGAAAGCAAAGUAAACAAAAACUUCGUCAGCGCCAAAAACUAAAUUUUGAUAAAAGUGCGCGAAAAACAAACGGAAAGGGAGAAAAGUGACGGAUAAGUGGGGCGGGAAGUAGAUAGCCCCGGGGGUUUUCUGGGUGCCUGCAUCUAAUGCAAAUUAGCAGCCAAAAAGCAAGGAAAAUAAACAAAUAAUUCUACUCCCAGCCGUUGCAGCCACAUUACAAAUAAAUCAGACAGAGAGUGCAAAAUAACAUUAGCGGGAAAUCCGAGAAAUUGCAGAAACGUUUGCCAAAUAUUUUAAGAACCCCAAAAAGUGCGUGGUGUGCCAUUUUAUCGGAAUCGAGUGGAUGAGUGACUAGAUGACACCAUAUAUUCAAGCGGACCGCCAGCAUGCAAAGCCAUAACGAGAGGACGUUAGCAGCGUGGGAGAACUGAUUAAAAUAAUUAAAUUUGAAUAGGUAGCGGAAAAGUGGGAAAGUGGAAAAAUGUUUACGUGGCUGGUGAUGGGCAUCCUGCAGGCUGUUGGCGGGGACCUGACCUCCGAUUCAUUUGUGAACACCACAAAUUGGUAUAAUACCAACGAGAGCCUGUACACCACGGAACUGAACCAUAGAUGGAUUAGUGGUGGCUCCACCGUUCAGCCGGAGGAGCCUGUUUACAGCACCGAACUGCCCACCUAUCAGCAUUGCAUAGCCACCCGGAACUCCUUUGCCGAUUUGUUCACGGUGGUGCUCUAUGGAUUCGUUUGCAUUAUCGGAUUAUUCGGCAACACCCUGGUGAUCUAUGUGGUGCUGCGCUUCUCCAAAAUGCAAACGGUCACGAAUAUAUACAUCCUGAAUUUGGCGGUGGCGGAUGAGUGCUUCCUGAUUGGCAUACCCUUUUUGCUAUAUACGAUGAGAAUCUGCAGCUGGCGCUUUGGGGAGUUCAUGUGCAAGGCCUAUAUGGUCAGCACUUCGAUCACCUCCUUCACCUCGUCGAUCUUCCUGCUCAUCAUGUCCGCGGACCGCUAUAUAGCGGUGUGCCACCCGAUUUCCUCGCCUCGGUAUCGAACCCUGCACAUCGCCAAGAUAGUGUCGGCGAUCGCCUGGUCCACUUCGGCGGUCCUCAUGCUGCCGGUGAUUCUGUAUGCCAGCACUGUGGAACAGGAGGAUGGCAUCAACUACUCUUGCAACAUCAUGUGGCCAGAUGCCUACAAGAAGCACUCGGGCACCACCUUUAUUCUCUACACAUUUUUCCUGGGCUUCGCCACGCCCCUGUGCUUCAUCCUGAGUUUCUACUACUUGGUUAUAAGGAAGCUGCAGUCGGUGGGCCCCAAGCAGGCCACCAAGUCCAAGGAGAAGAGGAGGGCUCAUCGGAAAGUUACUCGACUGGUUCUUACGGUAAUUAGCGUGUACAUUUUCUGUUGGCUUCCACACUGGAUUUCGCAGGUGGCCUUGAUUCACUCGAAUCCCGCCCAGAGGGACCUGUCCCGGCUGGAGAUACUCAUCUUUCUGCUUUUGGGCGCCCUGGUUUACUCAAAUUCGGCAGUGAAUCCCAUACUCUACGCGUUUCUGAGUGAGAACUUCCGGAAAAGCUUCUUCAAGGCCUUCACCUGCAUGAAUAAGCAGGAUAUUAACGCUCAGCUGCAGGUGGAACCCAGUGUUUUCACCAAGCAGGGCAGCAGAAAGAGGGGUGGUUCCAAGCGCCGGCAGUCCACCAAUCCACAGAUGCCUCCCCUGCUGCCAUUAAAUGCUGGCAACAACAAUUCAUCGACCACCACAUCCUCGACCACGACGGCGGAAAAAACCGGAACCACAGGGACGCAGAAAUCCUGUAAUUCCAAUGGCAAAGUGACGGCUCCGCCGGAGAAUUUGAUUAUUUGUUUGAGCGAACAGCAGGAGGCCUUUUGCACCACCGCCAGGAGGGGAUCCGGUGCAGUGCAGCAAACCGAUUUGUAACCCAGUUUUAGCAAGAAUUUACUUUAAAUAAAUACAAGAUGAAAAACAUUUAAAUAUGUUGUAAUACGAAGUAUAAAAAGCAUUUAAAUGAAUUUGUAAUCCCUUUCUACCGCAAACAUUAUAAUGAAAUUGAGACUAAGCAGUAUUAAUGUGUGUCUAAAUAAUUGGAAUAUAUUUAUUAGCAUAAGAAUUGGAAUUGAGGGAAGAUUCUAAUAGAAUCCUUAACCGCACAACGAUAUAUUAGCAAUAUAUAAAAGUUGAGGGGAUUGAAAAGGGAUAUUAAACAAAGGACAACAAAACAAAUAAAAUUAAAGUGGCAGAAAUAUUUAUUUUCAAGGCAAUAUUCCAAGAAAGGGAUUUAAUAAUAGUUCAUAUGAAGGUAAUUACCCGCACAAGUAUUUGUAUAUUUUACUGCCAACAUAACAUCUAUCAUUAGGUAAACUUUCACCAUCGAUCCUAUACUGAAUGUAUAGCAGAUAAUACUUAAGAACUUUGAAUCUAUUCUCGUUUUAGAAACUUAUCUUUAAUAAAUAAAUGGUUGCUUCUGCAGUAUAUUUAAUAAUUAUCCAAAUAAGUAAUUACACUGAUUUAUGCAAUUAAAAGGGAAUAAGACGGGAUUGCGUAAAAUAAGCAGCUUAGCCAGAAGUAAGUCAGUCAGCCAAGAAACUCGUAAAAUGUCAAAUAAAAAACUUUUUACGAUUCCACCCUGCGGACGACGAAACCAGAUGAGUCAAUGCCACUAUAAAAGUCUGCGGGUGUCGGAGG